Messenger RNA from Papaver somniferum (opium poppy), 675 nucleotides. RefSeq names its product F-box/kelch-repeat protein At3g06240-like. NCBI's taxonomy places the organism in Eukaryota, Viridiplantae, Streptophyta, Magnoliopsida, Ranunculales, Papaveraceae. The transcript is spliced from 2 exons. Bases 1 to 675 code for a protein of 224 amino acids. The record is from RefSeq and is a predicted model, not a curated record.
AUGCAUCUUCAUUUUAAUAUCCAAAAGAAGAACUAUAAUGUCAUGUUUAAUGAGUUUGAUGAGGAUAGCCAGUUUUCCGGAUUGAACUCCAUAAGUUAUGACACAUUAUCAUCAGUAACGUCUGCUAAUGAUUUUCAAGAUGGUGUUGUUAAUAUGAAUUACCCAUUCAUAUCUGCAGAUCAUGAGUCGACUGAGGAGAUUGUUUGUGGAGCUCUUCACGGGUUAGUCGACACCCCAACCAACUCCAAGUCUAUAUUUUCCUUGGACAUCAUCCAGGAGAGAUUAGAAGAAUUGCAACUACCAGAAGAACCUCUGGUGAAGAAGCAGAAAUUCACUGUGGGAAAGUGGGAUGAAUCUCUCUGUCUACUUGUUAAUGUUGAUAACAAUAAUAUUCAAUUUGAUGUAUGGGUGAUGCAGGAGUAUGGAGUUAAGGAUUCUUGGUCUAGACAUUUUUCCGUCACCCUAAGAUCGGUGGACGAUUCUCUUUUGAGAACGAUGUGGUCUUUCAGGAAUGGUAAGAUUCUACUUAAGACUAGCAGUGGUUUAGUACUAUAUGACCCGAAGAAUGCAAGUACAAGAGAAACAUAUAUUCGUCAUCAAAUGUUAGGGGGCGAAUUGAAGAUUUAUGUUGAAAGCCUAGUAUCACUCAACUCUGGUACUUAUGUAGGCAGAUAA